Lolium rigidum is the source of this 1871-nucleotide messenger RNA. Its product is annotated as glucan endo-1,3-beta-glucosidase 14-like. Bases 331 to 1695 code for a protein of 454 amino acids. Gene Ontology annotation, cellular component: plasma membrane. Gene Ontology annotation, biological process: carbohydrate metabolic process. Gene Ontology annotation, molecular function: hydrolase activity, hydrolyzing O-glycosyl compounds. The record is from RefSeq and is a predicted model, not a curated record. Lineage: Eukaryota; Viridiplantae; Streptophyta; Magnoliopsida; Poales; Poaceae. The transcript is spliced from 2 exons.
UGGAAGUAUUCAUACUCGAAUCGAAGUGGCUGGAUAGAGCGGGAGGUAGAGGAAGGAAACGAUCUUGUUGCAGCUGAAGCCUGAAGGUUCACUGACAAACACAGAGCAGAGCAUUGUACGUCGCGCGCGGGAGCAACGCAAGAGACCGGAUUCCAUCCUUCGAUCCACCGAUUAACCUCGCCUCCUUACCACUCUGGGCAACUUUGAUCCUUGGCUUGCUCCGGCCGAGGAAGCAAGCGAGCAAACCGGGCCUGAUGGAGUAAGUAACCGCGGAUACUUGCCGCCUCCCUGCUCCUUGCUUCCUCCCAUGGCACUUGCCGCCGUGCCGCCAUGCCCUGCACCUCAAGCAAAGUGGCGCCGCGGACCUCCUCUAAUGCCCGCCCCCUUCACCGCCACAGCCUCCUCCUCCUAUUCCUCCGGUCGUUGCGUGCGCAGCUUACCUCCACCUCCUCCUCCUCAUCGGCGCGCCGGAAGAAGAUCAUGUCGGUGAUUCCGCGGGGCCGGCCCGGUACCAGCCUCGGCCACCGCCGGCCGAUGCUCCUGCUCCUCCUGUUCUGCUGCCUCCUCGCCUUCUUCCCCUGCCGCGCGUCGGCGUUCCACUCGUUCGUGGGGACGUACGGGGUGAACUACGGGCAGAUCGCUGACAACCUGCCGAAGCCGCCGGAGGUGGUGAGGCUACUCCAGAUGGCCAAGAUCAAGAACGUCCGGAUCUUCGACUCCAACCACGACAUCCUGGACGCGUUCCGCAACUCCGGCCUGAACCUGGCCAUCGCCAUCCCCAACGGGCUGGUGAAGGACAUCUCGGCGAACCCGGCCAAGGCCAUGGACUGGGUGAACGAGAACGUGCAGCCCUACUACCCGGCCACCCGCAUCGUGGCCAUCAUCGUGGGCAACGAGAUCCUGGGCGGCGCCGACUCGGGCCUCGCCGAGGCGCUCAUCGGCGCCGUCGUCAACGUCCACGACGCGCUCCGCGCCCUCCGCCUCUCGCGCACGAUCGAGGUGAACACGCCGCACUCGGAGGCCGUGUUCGGCAGCUCCUACCCGCCCUCCAACGGCACCUUCCGCCCCGACCUCAUGGUGUACCUCAAGCCGCUGCUGGACUUCUUCUCCCAGACCGGCGCGCCCUUCUACGUGAACGCCUACCCGUUCCUGGCCUACAUGAGCGACCCGGCGCACAUCGACGUCAAGUACGCGCUCAUGGAGCCCAACGCCGGCAUCCUCGACCCCAAGACCAACCUCCACUACGACAACAUGUUCGAGGCGCAGCUCGACGCCACCUACUCCGCGCUCGAGGUCGCCGGCUACCCCGACAUGGAGGUGCGCGUGUCGGAGACCGGCUGGGCCUCCGAGGGGGACGCCUCGGAGACGGCGGCGACGCUGGAGAACGCGCGGACAUACAACUUCAACCUCAGGAAGCGGCUCUUCCUCAGGAAGGGGACGCCCUACAGGCCCAAGCGGGUGGUCAAGGCCUUCAUCUUCGCGCUCUUCAACGAGGACCAAAAGACCGGCCCCGGCAGCGAGCGCCACUUCGGCCUCUUCAAGCCCGACGGCAGCGUCUCCCUCGACAUCGGAUUCAAGGGCCUCAGAUCGUCCUCGUCGUCGCUGCUCACCGAACAUCGAGCCAGGGGGUGGAUCCUGCGUUACUCGGCGGCGCUUCUGCCAUGCACAUUCGUUUUCUUAGCUUUGGCAGCAUGAUUAACAUUGACCGGGGGCAGAUUAGCAAGCCUGUGUUUACUUAGGAAGCAAACGGCCAUGAUUUCUGUAAAUUCCACAGUUCGAUACACCGAUCCUCUCAAAUCUCAAUCUCUCACAUACAUCAGUCUCCUGUUCGUUUUAUACUGUAUAUAAAUAUUCGAAUCAUUUCUGAAUGA